CGCAAAUUGGAUUGCUUUCGAAUCCUGUGCUUUUUGUUAAUCCUGGGUUCAUAUAUAAGAUAAUGAAAAAUUAUCACUUUUAAAACGUAAAAUGUCGCACAUUCCGUCAAUAGAUUACGUCAACAAUGCUGUUUGGAAUAUUCAGCCGGUCUUUGAUAAGUCGUCUUCACACGACCCUUCUACAUCACAUUCCGAAAGUUACGUCGUUAUUCCACAGAGCAAGCUAGAUUCUUCUAUCCGACUGAUACAUUCUGAAUUUGAAGUGAUGGGUUAUUCUAAAGUUUUAAGAGUAGAAAAUGGAGAGAUUCGAAUCAUUAUGAAUAAUUUAAUCGAUGGUGUCUUAAAGUUGAUUACAUCUUAUCAUAAAAGUUUAAAUAGUCGUGAAGAAACUGAAUUGAGUUUUAACCGUGUACAAUCAGAUUUAACUCAAGUGCAAAAACUUUAUCGAAGAUGUCAACAAAAUUUGGAAGAAACGCAAAGAUCGAACGAAUUAAUAAAAGAAAGAGAAAAACAAGCCUUAAAUGAAACAAAGCUACUUAAUGAUCGUUUAAAAUCUACCUCUAAUGAACUUCGUAAGAUUCAAUCAAAUUUCCAACGACAUGAAGUUCAGUUUUUACACGAACGUCGUAAGUUAGAGAAAGAAGCAACAGAUCUUCGGAAACGCUUAGCCACUUUAAUUGACAAAGCUACUCCCAACUGGAAUAAAGGACAAAAAACAAAUAGACCAUCUUGCUCGCCGACGGGUUUAUCAAUGUCACAAUGGUCUUUAUCAUCAGAAGUUGAUAAAAAACCUGAAUUACAAAAUAGAGAACCAUCCAGUUCCCGAAGAUUCGGAGUUUCAGUCCGAACAAAUUCUGGUUUAGUUAGUGCUAAAUUUGAAUCAAGUGCCCCAGUCAAUAAUGAUAACCUUAAUUCGCACAUCAAAGAUGAUUUGGAUUCCCAAGCUUCCAAGGCUGAUUUAUCUUCAUUAAUAGUUCAACAACUGGAAAGUCGUCAAAAUGACUUACUUUACGAAAAUCGUGAACUUCGAGAUCUUGUCGGUCAACUCUCUUCAAGAAUGAUUCGAUUCACUGAUUUUCUCCAACGUCAUUGUACUACAUGGGUACAGAAUAAUGACAAUGUAAUUCAUUCUAGUGAAUUCGAUGAUGAGUUUUUUUCACUUGAUGAAGAAGAUGAUGAUGAUGAUGGGUAUUUUAGACGAGAAUCAUCCGAUGAAGAUUAUUCAACUAUUCCUGUGCCGAAAGAAAAUGGUCGUCGGAAAUCAACAUUUGUUAAUAGUCUUUUAUUAGAAUUACCGUAUGCAUUAAUUCGUGAUGAUCUUACCAGACGUGUACGUUAUCUAUCUCGAUGUCUAUGGUGUAAAUUAAAAUGUUUAGCCAAACACUAUUUGAAAACAACAGCAUUAACAUCAGAGAAAGAUGUAACAGAAAAUGUUGUAAAUUCAGAAACCUUUAUUUUAGACCAUCCAACAUCUGGUAACGGAGAUAAUGAAAAUUCAUUUAAUGAAAAUAACCAAGUGGAAUUAUUAAAAAGUCAACUAGCUGAAGCGAAAUCUUCUUUGGCUAAUUGCAAGUCUGUAUUAAAAGAAAAAGAGUUGAUCAUAGAGCAUAUUUUAUUUUCAAGUCAUAAUUUGGACAAAUUAAAAUAUUUAAAUUUGAGCAAUUCAAAUCCGGAACUUGGUGGUAAAACUGAAACUCCAUUUGACAAACAUAAUAUUCCGUUAUUAUUGAAAGAGUCCAGUAUACAAAUUACAGAAAGAAAUCAACUGGACAGUACUUCUAAUUCAUCAGAUAAUUCACUCAAUUCUCCAGAGAUACCAGUUACUCCUGCCCGUACUAUUUUCACUCAGUCUCCCUUCCCAACUCGUGGUAUUAUACCGAGAAAAAAUAGAUCAUAAUUCCAGUCAAACAGGAUUGUUCGUCUGAUUCAUUGCUCAACAUUCAGUGAUCCAUUACCGUAAAUAACUACUAGAUCAAACAUCAAGCCUAUACACAUCAUUCGCUUAAAACAGUUUCAGAUUCAUACUUAUUUUCAUUGACAAUGUAGAUAUAUGCCUUUCGUUUUGUACUGUGUGAAAUAAGUUUCGCUUAUCACUAAAAAUAAUGUUUGAUCUUUUUUGAGCAGUGUAUUGUUUCAUUAUACAUUUU
This is a messenger RNA of Schistosoma turkestanicum, 2147 nucleotides long. The record is from the annotation of a GenBank genome assembly. NCBI's taxonomy places the organism in Eukaryota, Metazoa, Platyhelminthes, Trematoda, Strigeidida, Schistosomatidae.